Caenorhabditis bovis is the source of this 1827-nucleotide messenger RNA. The record is from the annotation of a GenBank genome assembly. NCBI's taxonomy places the organism in Eukaryota, Metazoa, Nematoda, Chromadorea, Rhabditida, Rhabditidae.
AUGUCGACAAACGAUGCCCUCAUUGCGGAGGAAGGAAACAACACAGGAGAUGUUGCGACGUUUGAAAAGACUACCGAACGUGUCAAUUUCGAGCUUGAGCCGAAGGCUGUCGGAUUGACAAAAGAGCAACUUGAAAAAUACCGCAAUGAUCCUUUCUGGAAGCCAGUUAGAAACAUCCUCUUCGCCUUGUUCUGGCUCGCAUGGAUCGCAAUGUUUGGAGGAGCUAUCGCAAUUGUUGUGCUCUCACCGAAAUGUGCUGAAAAGCAAAAACCACAUUGGUGGCAAACGAAAGUUUCGUAUCAGAUGCUCACUGCAACAUUCCGCGAUUCGGACGAAGAUGGUGUUGGAGAUUUUGCCGGUAUAACCGAGAAGAUCGACUUUUUGCGUAAAAUUGGGGUGACAACUAUCUACCCGACACCUGUAAUCCAGGUUCAAAAGGAUAAUUACUUCAAUCCUUAUGAUGUCAUCGAUCAUAUGCAAGUUGAUCCUCGUUUCGGAAAAGAAGAACAUUUCAAAGAGCUUAUUGAGACAGUUCAUAACAGAGAUAUGUACAUUGUUAUGGAUCUUCCGGUUAGUUCCGUCUCUGUAGAGCAUCCUUGGUUUGUCGACCGUCUUCAAGACCAUUUCGUGACUGCUAAACCUGGGACACCAGCAUUCAAUUUGUCUAACUAUUAUCCGUUCCAUGGAUCAAAUACGCUGAAAUACCUGGGAUAUCCAACCAGCGAGAAUCCUGUUCUCAAUUGGAACAACAUAAAAGUUAAAGAAACAAUUAGUGAGGCUAUAAAGAAAUUCCUUCUCCUUGGUGUUGACGGAUUUCACAUUGACCAUGUUAGCCAGCUGGCAUUUGAUAGCAACGGAAAACCCGAUCACAAUCAAGCUAUUGAAAAUCUCAAAGAGAUUACUACAUCUAUUCGGGAUUUCAUUAAAGGACAUGCUGAUUUAAGAGAGAAGAAUAUUGUAUUGUUCUCUUCGCUUCGAGAUAUCGAAUCCCUUCAUACCGUUGCUCGCCAAACUGGAGAUUUGCAAUAUGUUAUUGAUAAUUCAUUUACAACUCUUACACAAGCCAAAUGUGAACCAUCAAUUGCCAAAUGUGUCCAUAAUGCACUCGAUACUGCUUACCAACGUCAUGAGAAUAAGCAAUAUGUACCGCAUUGGCAAUUCUCGAAUUCCGACUCUUCUCGACUUGCCAGUCGAUUUGAUUCGCAAACGAGUCAGCUCCUCAAUUUCUUGCAAUUGACUCUCCCUGGAGCUCUUUCAAUUUACUAUGGACAAGAACUUGGGUUAAAGGAUGGAGUAAAUAAAUUAGGAACUGACGGACAGCGCGGAAUAAUGCAAUGGACUCCAACAACUGAAGAUCAUCAUGGAUUCAGUAGUUUCAGUGGCGGGGAUUUGUUUUUUGCUGAAACCAACGAAUUGUCAGGACAAGACAAUUUCGAGACACAAUUUGGACUUGAGACUUCUCCAUUGAAAACAUACCGCAAAUUGGCUAAGCUUCGUCAGCGAGAUGAAGCUUUGAUUGUCGGUGAAACUGUACGAGAUGAGAUGCUCAACGAGGUUAUUCUCUUUUCACGAUUUGUGGAAGGAAAAAAUAAAACCGCCGCUGGAGCCGUCUAUGUGGUGGCUUUGAACUUCGGAGACAUUGAACAAGGGAUUGAUUUCGCCAAUGCUCCAUCGAAUCGUUUAAUUCCGCCAAAUAAGCAAGUCAAUAACGCCGAGAUUUCUGUCACUACCAUGAAUGUCACACGCUAUUCCUCUCGACAGAAGGUCGAUCUAACCAGCAACAAACUUAUUGUUCCACCAAAGCAGGCUAUACUCUUCAAACUCUAA